UUUUUGAGCCAUUUAUGCUGCCGUCGACCAACUUACACACAAACCAAACUCUACUACCAACUACCGCAUUUCCCCAAAGCUCCAAGCUUCACCACAGAGCCAGCUUCAAUUCAAUUUUUGAUAGCCAGUCGGCGCGAGCGGAUCGGUUGUGCGGAUCGGUGUAGUGGUGGUGUCCAUGCCCCUGUCCAAUGUCCAGUUCCUGAAAGCGAAGCAAACAUGUUGCGGAUAAUUAUUAUGUCGGUGGUGGUGGGGCUCCAUUACCAGGCCAAUGUGGUGGCAAAUGUCACGGUGAUUGAAGACAUUAGGCUGGCCUUCCGCGGCGUCACCAAUGACACGGAGCUGGUGAACCACAUAAUACCGGAAAUGUAUGCGGCGAGCAUGCGUCUUAAGAAUCCAUCCUUUGUCUUUAAAAUGCCCACCGCCGGCGGUGGUACCCACAACUACGAGCUGCUAACAAUGCAGCGAUCCGAUUUCGCGGAACCGAUCUUUCCCAAUAUCACCUCCGCGUCUAUUGAUUCGCCAUCGAUUCCGGUUCCCCUUCCCAUUCCGCCAGAAACGAGCGUGAAGACCAGUCUGGCGACCUCACCGCCGGCGGAUUGGCAACAAAUGGGACUGGACGGCUGGGUGGGUGAGCUGCAGCCACCUGUGCCCUGGCUGGAGCAGAGCCACAAGGACACUCACCCGUCGAUCAGCUGGCAGAACUCCUAUCCCCGCGACGAGAUACUCCUGGAUAUCAAGAACCAUCACUUCGAUGGACGAGUGACGGACAUAAGGGUCAUAACACCCACCACCACAGGCAGGCCGGCGGAUGUGGAGGACCUGGUCAAUGCCCAGAAUGUGUACAUAGCUCGAGUGAAUGAUCCCUUCGGUUACUCCAUGAAGUGGAGCUUCAACAAUGUCAGCUCGAGUAAAAAAGACACGGAGGAUCUCCAGGAUCGUGGGAAGAGGGACGUGACCCGCCUGUACUCCAUGAUCAAGUGCUCCACGGGCUGUGAUCCGUUGAUCUACAAGGGCUAUGGCUGCUACUGUGGAUUCGGGGGACAUGGCGUCCCAGCCGAUGGCAUCGAUAGGUGUUGUCGCCUCCACGACAAGUGCUAUGGCCAGAGCAACUGCAUCUCCUAUCUGGAAUACUUUGUGCCCUACGUGUGGAAGUGCUAUCGGGGCAAGCCACUGUGCGCGGUGGAUCAUGGAGAGUUCGGUGGCCCUGACUCCUGUGCGGCGCGUCUCUGCCAAUGCGAUUUGAGGUUGUCGAGGUGCCUGAAGAAGUUCUACUGCCCCCAGCGACGCUCCAUCUGUCACUCAUCCCGAUCUCGACGAUUACAGAAUCUCAUAUUCUUCGAUUGAUUUGUUUAUUGU
This is a messenger RNA of Drosophila serrata, 1356 nucleotides long. RefSeq lists its product as uncharacterized. Gene Ontology annotation, molecular function: calcium ion binding; A2-type glycerophospholipase activity. The record is from RefSeq and is a predicted model, not a curated record. Gene Ontology annotation, biological process: phospholipid metabolic process; arachidonate secretion; lipid catabolic process. NCBI's taxonomy places the organism in Eukaryota, Metazoa, Arthropoda, Insecta, Diptera, Drosophilidae.